AUGGCCGCCGCCGCCACCUCUAGUUCCGCCGCAAUCGUGUCAGCAACCUCCGCCCACAUAGCCGCCGGACGCCUCUUUGCUGCCCUAGACACCCUCACCCCUGCCUGGUACUCCUCCCGGAUUCCUUCCUCUCUCUACGCAUCCCUCCUCCGCUUGGCCACGUCCCACCGCUCCCUCUCUGCCGCCCGCCGUAUCGCGGCCCACUUCGUCACUUCCACGUAUUCCCCCUCCACCUCCACCUCCCGCUCACCAGUACCCACCUUCCUUUUGAACCGCGCAAUCGAGUCUCUUGCAGCCUGCGGCAGCCUCGCCGACGCGCGGGAACUGUUUGAUUUAAUGCCUCGCCGGGAUGGUGGAUCUUGGAAUGCUAUCAUCUAUGCUUCAUCCCGCGCCGGGAAGCCCACUGAGGCGCUUUCCCUCUUUGCCAAUAUGUACUCCCUCGGCGUUCGUCCCAGCGAUGUUACAAUGGCAUCAGUGCUCGCCUGUUGUGCCGAGUGCCUCAACCUGUGUGGUGCCCAGCAGCUCCACGGCCAUAUCUCAAAGCGGCACUUGCAGUCCAACGUCAUUCUUGGCACGGCACUGGUCGAUGUGUACGGGAAGUGUUUGUUGCUUCCACAGGCGAGGCGGGCAUUUGAUGGUAUUUCGGAACCUAAUGCCAUUUCAUGGAAUGUCAUUAUCCGGCGUUAUCUUCUUGCUGGGAUGGGGGAUAUGGCGGUUGACAUGUUCUUCAGGAUGGUCUGGGCAGGAGUUAGGCCGCUUGUUUAUACUGUUUCCCAUGCAAUUAGCGCUUGCCGGGAUAACAAUGCGCUUAAAGAAGGACGGUGCAUACAUACUUUUGUGCUCCGACAUGGGUAUGAGCAGCAUGUGCAUGUGCAGAGCGCGGUCGUGGAUCUGUACGCCAAAUGUGGUGCCAUCGAUGCAGCCCAAAGGCUCUUCAACCUGGCACCAGUGAAGGACAUGGUAAUAUCAACUUCAAUUUUGUCUGGACUUGCUUCUUGUGGGAGGAUUGAUGAUGCAAAGAGGGUGUUCGAGGGAAUGGAAGAGCGCAAUCUAGUGUCCUGGAAUGCUAUGUUAACCGGCUAUAUCAGGUCCAUGGAUCUGACUGGUGCUUUGCAUUUCUUCCAACAGAUGAGGAAGGAGACAAAGGAGUUUGAUGCUGUUACACUUGGUUCAGUGCUCAAUGCUUGUACUGGGAUGCUUGAUAUCGGGAAAGGUGAGGAGGUUCAUGCAUUCGCUUUCAAGUCUGGUUUGUUCAGUCACCCUUUCCUGAAGAAUGCUCUUCUGAGGAUGUACUGCAAGUGCGGAUGUCUGAGGAGUGCAGAACGGCUUCUUGUAUUCGAGAUGGGAUCAGACAGAGACAUAUACUCCUGGAACUCGCUUAUCUCAGGUUAUGAACGCCACUCCAUGAGUGAAGCAGCUCUUUAUGUACUGAGUGAGAUGCAAUCUGAGGUAACUCCUUACCAGUCCACGUUCAGCUCGGCGCUGGCAGCCUGUGCCAACAUUUUUCUGCUUAAGCACGGCAAGCAGAUUCACGCGUACGUAAUCAGAAACGGCUAUGAGGUUGAUGAUAUACUGCGAAGUGCACUGGUUGACAUGUACUGCAAGUGCGGGCUGUUGGAGUGUGCCAUCAGGGUAUUUGAGGCAGGGCCAUCUCGUGACGUCAUCCUGUGGAAUUCAAUGAUCUUCGGAUGUGCUCACAGUGGCAAAGGUGAGUAUGGGCUUGGACUGUUUGAUGAAAUGCAGAAGCAGGGUAUUAGGGCAGACUCCGCCACUUUCUUUGGCGCACUGGUUUCAUGUAUCAGCGAGGGGCAUGUUGAGUUAGGGAGGAAUUAUUUCACUCGGAUGAUUGAUGAAUCCAUCAUUCCUCGCAUGGAGCACUAUGAAUGCAUGAUUGAGCUGUUCGGCAAGCAUGGAUACAUGGCUGAGCUCGAGGAGUUUGUCGACCACAUGCCGUUUGAGCCCACAUUUGCAAUGUGGCUAAGGAUCUUUGACUGCUGCAGGGAAUAUGGCAAUAGGAAAUUAGGGGAGCGGGCUGCCAAGUGCAUCAACGACAGCAAUCCCCUGACACACGUUCGAUAUGAGGCUACUCCAGACUAGGAGUGCAGUGAUGGUGGCAGUGAAGAGUCCAUGUCACUUACGAGCUUCGAAGAAGGAUUGAGGUUGCCCAUGUGAGUGCCGUGUCAUGACUAUGAGCUGAAAUGCUUAAUUGCCAAGUCAAGGAACAGACUGCAUAAGAAUUUUCAGCUGCGUAUGAACUCAUAGCAUCAGUGUUGGCAAGACUUACCCUCGACAAGCGAUUGAGCUGAAGACAGGGUCUUUGGGCUGAACACGGAGCUCGUGUUUUAUGUAAUUGACAUAUAACAACGUGUCCUCGAGCUUUCCUCUCAGAUGACUGAUGAGUAUGAAUUGGAGCUCAGUUUGGUGA
This is a messenger RNA of Lolium rigidum, 2425 nucleotides long. RefSeq names its product pentatricopeptide repeat-containing protein At3g26540-like. Lineage: Eukaryota; Viridiplantae; Streptophyta; Magnoliopsida; Poales; Poaceae. The transcript has a single exon. The record is from RefSeq and is a predicted model, not a curated record. Bases 1 to 2097 code for a protein of 698 amino acids. Gene Ontology annotation, biological process: RNA modification. Gene Ontology annotation, molecular function: protein binding; RNA binding.